AUGUCUGAUAAAGCAGGAGAUGUAUGGGACACAGCUAAUGAGAAUGGAACCCAUCAAAUAUUGGAGGAAAGUGAUACGAAUCUAGAGCUGAAAGAGAACUCUGGGAAUCAUGAUGUCUCCAAAAAGCAGGAGCGAAACCAGCUCGAUAAAGGUCGCAGUAAAUCCAUUCCUUACCGUAGUGGUAACUACUACGAAGCAGUUCAGGAUGGCAAGAGAAGGACGGAAUGCUCUAGAUGCGCGAAAAGCUUUGCUAGCAUAGCAACCCUUAAAGCACACUGGAAUAUCCACACAGGGGAGAAACCGUACGACUGCCUGCAGUGUGGAAAGAGAUUCAGUCAAAGCUCGGCCCUUAAGGUGCAUCAAAGAACCCACACAGGGGAGAAACCAUAUAAAUGUUUGGACUGUGGAAAGAGCUUUAUUCUGAAGUCAAGCCUUACUAUGCAUCAAAGAACUCACACCGGAGAGAAACCAUAUAAGUGUUUUGAAUGUGGAAAGGCAUUCGCUUACAGUACCUACCUCAUUGUGCAUCAAAGAAUCCACACAGGAGAAAAACCUUAUAAGUGUUUUGAAUGCGGAAAGGCAUUCGCAUACAGUACCUACCUCAUUGUGCAUCAAAGAAUCCACACAGGAGAAAAACCAUAUAAAUGUCUGGAAUGUGGGAAGAGGUUUUGUAUGAAGUCAAACCUUACUGUUCAUCAAAGAACCCACACGGGAGAGAAACGGUUUAAGUGUUUAGAGUGUGGAAAGAGGUUUCCUGAAAGGUCACAUCUCAUUAGACAUCAAGCAAUUCAUGUAAGGGAGCGAACAUUUCAUUUCCACAAGUCUGGAAAGGGCUUCAGGCAGAGCGUACAACAAAGAAACCACAAGGGUGAAAAAAUGUAUAAAUGUUUGGAAUGUGGAAAGAGCUUUGUGCAAAGUACAAAUUUCAUUAGACAUCAAGUAACCCACACAAGCGAGAAACCAUAUACAUGCGUAGAAUGUGGGAAGAGUUUUUUGCAAAGCACAAACCUCAUCAUUCAUCAAAGAACCCACACGGGUGAGAAACCAUAUACGUGUCUGGAAUGUGGAAAGAGAUUUACGCAGACCUCAAGCCUUGCUAUCCAUCGAAGAAUACACACGGGAGAUAAAUUAUACGAAUGUCUGGAAUGUGGAAAAAAGUUCACAACAAAGGCAAACUACAUUAAACACCAACUACUCCACGCAGGGGAGAAACCAUAUAAAUGCCUGGAAUGCGGAAGGAGCUUUAGCUUGAGCAAAAGACUUACUGACCAUCAAAGAACCCACAAAGAGGUGAAGCCCUUUAAAUGCUUAGAUUGUGGAAAAAGCUUCUGUCACAGCAUAAGUCUGAAGAGACAUAAAAACGUGCAGACAGGGGAAUGUAAAAAGGGCUUUAGUCAGAUACAGAAUGAUAAAAAAACCAAGAAGAAACCAUAUCAAUGCCUGGAGUGCCGAAGUUGCUUCAGCCACAACUCAAACCUUGUUAGACAUCAACUCAUCCACACAGGGGAGAAGCCAUUUAAAUGCCAGGAAUGUGGAUCUGGCUUCAGCCAGCACUCAAACCUUAUGAGACAUGUGCUUGUUCACACUAGGGAAAAACAAUAGAUAUGCUUAGCCUUGGGGGAAGCUCUUGUCCGUGAAUAAAGUUUUCAUGUGGGUAGGUUGUCUAAAUGCUUAGGCUGUU
Messenger RNA from Gekko japonicus, 1681 nucleotides. Its product is annotated as zinc finger protein OZF-like. The coding region runs from base 1 to 1602 and encodes 533 amino acids. NCBI's taxonomy places the organism in Eukaryota, Metazoa, Chordata, Lepidosauria, Squamata, Gekkonidae. The transcript has 2 exons. The record is from RefSeq and is a predicted model, not a curated record.